Molecule: messenger RNA, 1290 nt
Organism: Entrophospora sp. SA101
Lineage: Eukaryota; Fungi; Glomeromycota; Glomeromycetes; Entrophosporales; Entrophosporaceae
Source: the annotation of a GenBank genome assembly
AUGUUUAAAAAAACUUUUCCAAAAUAUUUACUCAUAGCUUUAGCAAUAAUAUUCUGUUUUCAUUUUCUAUUUACGUAUUUCAAUCCAAGUGUGAAAAAUCCUUGGAGUAUAAUAACUGAAGAUCAUUAUAUUGAUUCCGGCAAGGAUGCCCCAAUUAUUAAUAAUGAAAAAGCAACAAAUAAUAAAAUAAGUACUGGACCACGCACUAUAACAAAAUCUAUAUUUAAAACAAAGAUCUUAACUAUGACCAGUACUGUAACCGUUGAAAACACCAUUCAACCAACUCAAGUGCAAGAAGAAGAAAUAAAACAAACAGAAACUUUUGAAAAAGAAGAACCAACAAAACAAGAAACAAUUCCACCUCGUAAAGCAAAGGCAGCAUUUGUUGUAUUAAUAAGAAAUGACGAUUUGAAAAGUUUCAGAUACACAAUGGUUCAACUUGAACAACGGUUUAAUCGUAAAUAUAAAUACCCAUACGUAUUCUUAAAUGACGUACCAUUCACCGAAGAGUUUAUGAAUCAAACUAGAAGUUUAACCGAGGCAAAUUGUGAAUUUGUGGAGCAUUGGAGUGUACCGUCUAGUAUUGAUAAAGAACUUAUGGAAUCUGCGAUGAAACAAAUGGCUGAAGAACGUGUAAUUUAUGGCGGAAGUCUAAAUUAUCGACACAUGUGCAGAUUUGAAUCAGGAUUCUUUUAUAGACAUGAAUUGUUGAAAAAUUAUGAUUAUUAUUGGAGGGUCGAGCCUGGAGUUGAUUUCUAUUGUAAUAUAGAUUUUGAUCCAUUCUUAUAUAUGCAAGACAAUGAUAUUAAAUAUGGAUUUACAAUAUCGUUAUAUGAAUACCCAAGAACAAUAGAAUCACUGUGGGGUACUGUAAAGGAAUUCAUAGAAAUGUACCCAGAAUACAUUGAAGAAGAUAAUUGGAUGGAUUUCGUAUCAAAUGACGAAGGAGCAACUUAUAAUUUUAGAAAUAAAGCAAUUUCACCAGGAAACUUACCUAAACCAUUGACACCAGAACAUCAAAAUCUGGGAGAUUUAAUUAUUUCAAUACCAUAUGUAAUCAAUUGGUGUAAAAGAAAUAAUAAAUAUUAUACUACUUGUCAUUCAUUUAAGAAAACUAAAAGAUGUCUUAAUAUUGAAAAGAGAUUGAUAGAGUUAUAUGUACAUGGUGUACUACAUUUGCUUGGUUAUGAUCAUGAAAGUGAUGAUGAUUAUUUAAUGAUGAAUAUGAAAGAAAAAGAAAUGUUGAAACAAUUUUGGAAAUGGAAAAAAGAUUCAAGAAACAGAAAAUAA